Molecule: messenger RNA, 648 nt
Organism: Sordaria macrospora k-hell
Lineage: Eukaryota; Fungi; Ascomycota; Sordariomycetes; Sordariales; Sordariaceae
Source: RefSeq, a predicted model, not a curated record
AUGGCCCAGCAAGACGGCAACGAAACAUACGCCGACCUCUACGACGCCUCCUCCGACGCUCUCACCCGCCUUCCCAUCCCCUGUCUCCUCCCGGACCUCUCAAACUACUACGCUUGGCAACACGCCCUCUACUUCCACCUGCGCUACAACGGCCUCUUCUACUUUUUGACCGGCCAGGAGCAGUCGCGCUGGGAGCUGCGCUGGCACGAGGCCGGCAUGCCGGGUAACGAGGAAGACCGUCCGACCUACUUCGAUCGCAGGAACUAUAUGCGUCGCAACAUGCAUGCUUACUCGAUUUUGUUUUCCAAGAUCGGCCAUGUUGUGCCCCGCCUGCUGGAGAUGGGCUGGGAUGGUGAUCGCGAUUCAUUUGGGUUUAGGACGGAUUUGCUCUGGGGAAGGAUUCAGGAGUUGAGGGAGAGACAGAGGCCAGGCGUGCCUGCUCCAGUGAUGCAGCAGCAGCAGCAGCGUGAGCGUGCUCCUGAGACUGAGCAGCGCGAGGGUCAGGGCCGUGUGGUUAAUGGUGUUAACGGUGUUAAUGGCCAUGCUCGUGGUCAAGUCAACGGUGUUCUGGUCAAUGGUGUUGGUCGCGUUCAUGGUCGCCAUCACUCGCAGGCUAUUUCGCUGGAGGAUGAUGAUGAGAUGGAGUAA